AAUUUCUUACAUAAGCGAAAGAGAAAGGAGCGGAGUCCAGAAGUGAGAGGUGGGCAUCUCAAAACCUUGAAAACCGAUUUCCGGCGUCAAAUCCAAGAAUUAUUAAUUCUGAGAAAUUCUGCAACUUCAAGUGCACAAUCACUCAUUUGAAUAAUACCUAGCAAGUGGAAGUUAUGGUAGCCGGUCGAAAAUGGGCUGUUUGCUUGACAGACAACUCAACCUCUCCUUGUUCCCUCGAUGUCCCUGACCCUCCUGGCUUCUCUAGGGCCUCCUCUGAGCAGGAUGAUUCAACCUUGAGUCGCCAAAAGAAAGAAGCUGAAUCAACUUGGAAAGCUCAGAAAGCUUGGGAAGUCGCGCAGGCCCCUUUUAAGAAUUUGUUAAUGAUGGGUUUUAUGAUGUGGAUGGCUGGCAGCACAGUCCACUUGUUCAGCAUUGGAAUUACAUUUUCUGCUCUCUGGCAGCCCAUAAGUGCCUUACAAGGUGUAGGAAAGGUUUUUGAGCCCUACAAGGACAGGAAAGUGGAUCUUCUUGCCCCAAAGUUGCUCUUCAUUGCCCUUAAUUUGGGGGGUUUAGCACUUGGUGUCUGGAAGCUUAACACAUUGGGGUUGCUUCCUACACAUGCAUCCGAUUGGGUUUCAUCCUUACCUCCUUCACAGGAGGUUGAGUAUUCUGGUGGUGGCAUUCCUCUGUACUGACGGGUUUGUUUUGGCUUGCUGCCAAUAUCGGCAAGGAUAAUGGGACUUGCAGAAAGUGAAGCAGGAGGAGAUGUGUUGCUGUGUGUACUGGCUGAUGGCACAUAGCAUGUGAGCUUUAAUAAUGUUUGAAAGCUGUUCUUUUAGAGUGUUUUGAUGACUACCCAAUGUUCUAGGUGGUUAAUGUCUCUCAUUUCAUGAUUGAGCUUUUUUACUGGUAGGAUUGAUAAAAUCUUCUGAAGAUGUCCAUUCAGUUUAGUUUGGAAUGUAUACUAUUAUUACUAUCUCAGUAUCUACGGUUCUAAAAUAUUAAUCAAGGAUUGGGCUUAAAAAUCCCUGUUUUUGAUUAAUGGGCAUUUUCCCUUUUUAAAAAUUAUACAAAACACUUGCAUUAGG
Molecule: messenger RNA, 1088 nt
Organism: Fragaria vesca subsp. vesca
Lineage: Eukaryota; Viridiplantae; Streptophyta; Magnoliopsida; Rosales; Rosaceae
Product: ER membrane protein complex subunit 4-like
Exons: 7
Coding region: 174-695 (173 amino acids)
Biological process (GO): protein folding in endoplasmic reticulum
Cellular component (GO): EMC complex
Source: RefSeq, a predicted model, not a curated record